Rotaria socialis is the source of this 336-nucleotide messenger RNA. The record is from the annotation of a GenBank genome assembly. NCBI's taxonomy places the organism in Eukaryota, Metazoa, Rotifera, Eurotatoria, Philodinida, Philodinidae.
AUGACAAUGUUAACCAUCCUUAUUUUACUCGUCUCUAUAUCAUCUUUCGAUAUUACUCAUGCUGCGUCAUCAUGUUAUGCGUGUAAUCCUUGUGGAACAACAUGGAAUCCAGCAGUAGCUACUACAAUUCAAACAACAACUCCUACUGACUAUUGCCGUAAAACCGUAACCGGAAGCCUUGUUGUAAAAGAUUCAACAUCAACAUGUAAUCCAGUUAAUGUUCUUAAUAAUGGAGUUUAUUGUUGUCAAACAGAUUAUUGUAAUACAGCAAGCAAAUAUUCAUUAAAACUAAUUCAUAUUGGAUUUUUAAUGAUUUUUAUUAGAAUAAUAUGUUAA